Molecule: messenger RNA, 1681 nt
Organism: Amyelois transitella
Lineage: Eukaryota; Metazoa; Arthropoda; Insecta; Lepidoptera; Pyralidae
Product: leucine-rich repeats and immunoglobulin-like domains protein 1
Exons: 9
Coding region: 274-1248 (324 amino acids)
Biological process (GO): synapse organization
Cellular component (GO): neuron projection membrane
Source: RefSeq, a predicted model, not a curated record
CUUCGCGCUGGGCGGACGUCCUGUAAGACCAGGCGAUUUUUCGCUUCAAACUUCAUUUUGAAACACGCGAUGAAAUUAUAUUAAAAAAUAAGUUGAUAUGGAUUAAAUUAAUGGACAUUUCCUAUCUUUGUUGUGAUGUGUGACGUUAUAAAACCUGUGUAAUUGGUUUUACGGAAUGUGAGAGGAGUACAUAAUAUAGUUUUUCAAUGCGGGGAAAAUACACGAGGAAUUUCCUUGUAUAGAGCCUGCUCGGCGCGGGUAGGAUGCGGCGGCAUGAACCGCAUCGUGCUGCUCAUGGCGGUGCUCACCAGGGCCAUCGCUCCACAAAACGUCACAGAAACCCAUGGCACUGAACCCACCAGCCCAAUGACAGAAAGCAGCACCCCCCCUCCGACAGUCUUCAGAAACAUGAGGGUCACCAGUAGACCAAGGAGACCUUUGAAGAAGGGCGACUCUCCUAUGUUGAACUACAUCUUUGAUUCGUAUGCGACGAGCAACAUGCAUUUUCAUGAUAAAUUUAAGGCACCUUCGUUUGAGGGUACCACAGAAGAUACCAUACUCAAUGCAGAUACAGGAUCAACAGUUGUGUUCGACUGUCGCGUUACUUCCCUUAGAGAUAAGACAGUGUCCUGGAUUCGUGUCUUGGACAACGACAAUUUAGAACUGCUAACUUUAGAUUUAGAGACACAUACAGCGGAUUCUAGGUACAGAAUGGACUUAGCAGACGAGAAUUGGAAGUUAUCGCUUAUUAACGCCAAAGUAAUGGAUUCCGGGGUUUAUUGCUGUCACGUUUCCACCCAUCCACCGAUGUUAAGGAGAUUUAAACUGAUAGUGCAUCCUCCAGAAAUAAGAAUGAGCAAAGAGGCUUUCCUUGAAACCGGUGAGACGUUGUCAUUAAAAUGCGCCGUACUGCAUUUAUUCCCUGGUCAGGCUGCGCCGGAGUUGCAUUGGUACAGAGGGAACAGUACCACCUCCUUGGAUGAGGUUCGAGGGGGUGUUCUUGUGGAAACUGACCAUAUGACCAUGACGAGUCAUUUGCAGGUGGCGCGGCUGAAAGUUGAUGAUGCCGGCAACUACACGUGUGCCUUAGAAGCGCCCAUACGUAUGAGGGCUGUAACCAGAGUGCAUGUCUUACAAGGAUCAAGCCUAGCUGAGCUGCAGAGUGGAGUGAAGACCACGACGAGUUACAUGAACCUACUUCUGGCGUGUGUGAUUUUAAUACUUGGAACGGAAUACGAUGUGAGGUGACCUAAUUAAAUCGAGGUUAGAUAUUGAACUAAUUAACUUUUGUGGCUUUACCCGUUACGUUGUAUAUACAAUUGAGAGAUGAAUUGUACAUUAAAGUCACUGAACAAAUCAUACUGUAUAUCUUCUUUGUUUUUAAUGUUGAUUUACUAGAGUUAUGAAUGUGUUAAAAAAGAAUAGGACCACUCCAUCUCUUUCCCAUGGAUGUCGUAAAAGGCGACUAAGGGAUAGGCUUAUAAACUUAGGAUUCCUCUUUUAGGCGAUGGGCCAGCAACCUGUCACUAUUUGAAUCUCGGUUCUAUCAUUAAGCCAAAUAGCUGAACGUGGCCAUUCAGUCUUUUCAAGACUGUUGGCUCUGUCUACCCCGCAAGGGAUAUAGACGUGAUCAUAUGUAUGUAUGUAUGUAUGUAUGAAUGUGUUUGAAGCGAAAUAAAUG